ACUAAAACCUCAAUAAAAAGAACAAGAAGUUAUCACAGUUCGCCACCGAGCGACGAAGAAUCUUUAUCCAAGACCAUGGAUAACUGUAGCACGGCUUUUAGUAGUAAUUCUCAGACUCCAAUGUUAAGCCAUCCUCCUGUGAACCGCUACAAUUUCUCUAUCUCUCUGCCACAAAAUCUGUUUCGUCGCCGCAAGUGGGGCCAUAAACUUGACGAUGAUGCAUUAGCACAAGCUUUGAUGGAUUGUAAGAAUCCAACUGAAGGAUUGGAGAAUUAUGAGGAGUGGACUGUUGAUCUGAAAAGGCUUGUCAUGGGUGCAGCGUUUGCUGAAGGAACUUUCGGGAAGUUAUUUAGAGGGAAAUAUAAUGGAGAGGAUGUUGCGAUCAAGAUAUUAGAACGACCAGCAGAUAAACCUGAGAUUGCACAGGCUCUGGAACGGCAGUUUCAGCAGGAAGUUAUGAUACUUGCGACACUGAACCAUCCAAAUGUUGUGCAGUUUAUAGGAGCAUGCCGUAAGCCAAUGGUUUGGGGCAUUGUCACAGCAUACGCAAAGGGAGGCUCAGUUCGACAGUUUUUGAAAAACAGGCAGAAUCGUCCGAUGCCAUUGAAGUUGACAGUGAAGCAAGCAUUAGAUGUUGCAAAAGGAAUGGCAUAUAUUCAUGGACUCGGGUUCAUUCACAGGGAUUUGAAGUCAGAUAACCUUUUAAUUGCGGCAGAUAAAUCGAUAAAGAUUGCGGAUUUUGGCGUUGCACGUAUCCAAGUUCAUUCCGAGGGAAUGACACCCCACACAGGAACAUACCGUUGGAUGGCUCCGGAGAUGAUUCAAAACUGGCCUUACACGCAAAAGGUGGAUGUUUAUAGCUUUGGAAUCGUACUUUGGGAACUGGUCACCGGCUUGCUUCCUUUCCAAGGAAUGACAGCACUGCAGGCAGCUGCUUGCGUGGUUCAAAAUGGUGCAAGGCCAGCCAUUCCCAAGGAUUGUCUCCCUAUUCUGAGUGAAAUAAUGACCCGCUGCUGGGACGCUGACCCUGAAGUCCGUCCUCCCUUUUCCGACAUUGUGAAUAUGCUCGAGACUGCUGAAACUGAGAUCAUGACAACUGUUCGCAAGGCUCGCUUCAGGUGCUGCAUGACUCAACCAGUGAUAGUCGACUGA
This is a messenger RNA of Theobroma umbraticum, 1152 nucleotides long. The record is from RefSeq and is a predicted model, not a curated record. Lineage: Eukaryota; Viridiplantae; Streptophyta; Magnoliopsida; Malvales; Malvaceae.